Didymosphaeria variabile is the source of this 2169-nucleotide messenger RNA. RefSeq lists its product as uncharacterized. Gene Ontology annotation, molecular function: zinc ion binding; DNA-binding transcription factor activity, RNA polymerase II-specific; DNA binding. The coding region runs from base 1 to 2169 and encodes 722 amino acids. Gene Ontology annotation, biological process: regulation of DNA-templated transcription; DNA-templated transcription. NCBI's taxonomy places the organism in Eukaryota, Fungi, Ascomycota, Dothideomycetes, Pleosporales, Didymosphaeriaceae. The transcript is spliced from 4 exons. The record is from RefSeq and is a predicted model, not a curated record.
AUGAGUACUAUGAUCACCUUUGCCGCGAAUAACGAGUUCUUCAGGAAGCGCAAGCGCGUCCACCGCGCAUGCGACUCGUGCAAGAAACGUCGGAAGCGAUGCAGCCAUACCUUCGACGACGACGCGGAUGCCGGAAGCUCUACCAAAAGCGGACAGUCCGCCAACCCAGGUCAACAAGACCCUCAUGCAUCAAAUGCCAGCUAUCAUGAUCAAAGGGGCCAGCGGGGCGACCCUCAGCGCGAUGGAACCCGCUCCUCCAUGGCGCCCUACAGCCCAAGCGAUGACCCGCCUGCACAGACGCCUCCCAACUUCCUCGGCUACUUGAACCCGGAGGCCGUCCUGAGGGAACAGGUCUACGCGGAGAAGGGCAAGUCGACGCAGUCUCCGGUCAUCCCAUCCAUCGGCCAGUGGAUAGAGGGCGAGAAUCCGGCUUUAGGUAGACCGUUAACAAGCCAGCCUGGAGCCGCACCUGCAAGAUUCGAUGAUACGAGUCCAACUGCAAAUCAGGAUGUCAAAGUCCAAAGAGCUCUCCGCCAGUACCUGGAAGCAGUAGGCGUCACAAUACUGCCGCCUCGCGAGUGUCAAGAUGGCUUGCUCGACCUUUACUUCAACUAUGUGCAUCCGCUGCUCCCACUCAUUGACCAAGAUGUCUUCGCAGAACGGUAUGCCCAAGGGCAUGAGUCUCGUCUGUUGAUGCAGGCAAUAUGCAUUGUGGCAUCGAAACACGCUGACGCUGGGAGCUACCUGUGUCUGGGUGACGACCCUCGCAAGAUGGGCCCGCGAGAAUUCUCGCACCGGCUAUAUAAUGCUGUCAUCGCAGGCAUCGAAGCCAAGAUGGAGAAGAAUCGCGUCGUGUUAAUUCAGGUGCUAGCACUUAUAUCGCUGCAUUGCGAAGGUCCCGAUGGUGCUGAACAGGCGUCUAUGCAUCUUGCACAGGCUAUUCACCAUGCGCACACAUUCGGUCUGCAGUUCGGACACCAGUGGAAGAACCAAAAAUCAGACGAUCAAGAGAAUCUAGAAGACCUUUUCUGGUGUCUAUGGAGUCUAGACAAGAUCAACGCUUGCAUGAACGGGAGACCGCUCUUGAUGCAUGAGCGCGAUAAUAGUCUGACGAAGCUACCAACAGAUCCAGAGAAAAGGCAGAGUCCGUUUGGAGUAUGGCUGCAAAUAUCAGAGAUGCUUGACAAAGUCAUAGACUACUAUAGACCGGGAAGUAAAGCGGAAGAGACAGGCUGGGAAGGUGACGACUUCUUGGGUUUUGAAGAGAUGGUCGGCGAUGGAGAGGACAAGCUUGAGGGUCCUAUCAUGAGUCUACUUUCGCUCUUCCAUCACACCAUGUGCAUGGCAUCACACAAGUCCCUUUCUAUCAAUGCCCCCGUCAAAUCAACGCCUUCCUACGUCCGGCAGAGCCUAUCGGCGACCCGAGUAAUCCACCUCCUUAACGCAGAAGCUCCAGAACGUUUACCACCUUUACCUUUAGUUCCCUACGCACUGUCCGUCGCGCUAAGUGUGGUAUACCGGCACUUUCGCUCCAGGAGGCUAAAAGUGCAUAUCAACCGUGCGACCGAAGAACUCAGGCAAUGUGUCAUGCUACUGAAUCGCCUACGCUACGCGUGGUGGACAGCCGGCACAAUGGCUGACAUAGGGACCGCCGUCCUGAAUAACGCAGACCGCAAUACGCGAACUGCAAACACACCUGCGCCCCCUGCCGAGAAUGCACACCAUCCCGCGAUGAAACCAACCCCUGCAGGGGCUCACAACCAGCAGCAGCACCACGCGUCCACCCCAAGUAACUGGCAGACACUCGAUAACGCCACACCGAUUGACCCGCGCUUGCAACAGCAGAACCCAACUUCUGCACCUACAGCAAACAUGACGCAUCUUCUCAAUCCCCUCCCACCACCACCCACGCCAGGCCAGCAUCCGACAAGCAGCGAGCGCGGCUCUCACGUCCAGCAUCCCGGCGCAACACCGCAAUUAGCGCAUGCGGGCCCGCCCUUCGACUUCUCGGAGGCGAGCCCAGACUGGUUGAAUUUCGACACUGCGUUUGAGAAUUUCGAGGGCUUGCUGGGGAGCUCGGGUGCGGACUUGAGCAAUGAACUGUUUAGACCGUUGAACUAUGAGAGCCUGGAUGGGUUUCUGGAUCCUGCGGUUCAAGGGGAGAUGUGA